Molecule: messenger RNA, 917 nt
Organism: Trifolium pratense (red clover)
Lineage: Eukaryota; Viridiplantae; Streptophyta; Magnoliopsida; Fabales; Fabaceae
Exons: 2
Coding region: 167-805 (212 amino acids)
Source: RefSeq, a predicted model, not a curated record
AAUAAGCAACUUAAGUAUAAGUUUUGUUAUUUUUCUUGAAUCAAGAAAAAAUCAAACACAACCGAAAGAACCAACAUUUUCUGCUAAAGGAGCUUCCCCUAAUAUCCUUUUCACUAUAUGUAAUGUAACCAAAUCAAAGGCAUAACCAAAACCCAAAAACAUAGUAAUGGAUUAUUGUGAGGAAGAAAAUAGCAAGAAAAUACCAAAGUUACCCCUAUUGAACCCUCUACCAUUAAUGUAUUCACCAGAGAGACCAGGAACAAAAACUCCACCACUUAAUAUCUCAGCUUCAGUUCCAUUUGUUUGGGAAGAAGAACCAGGAAAACCAAAACCUUGUACUGAUCUUGUUACAUUCUCAAAUCCAACACUAAUCAAGUGUUUGGAACUUCCUCCAAAACUUCAAUCACCUACAACAGUUUUGGAGGGUCCCUACAAAAAGGAUUGUUGUGAAAAAUCUCCUGGUUCUGAAAUUGUGAAACUUGGGAGUUUGAUUCUUAAGGAUGAAGAAAUGGGAGUAAAGAAAAAAGGGUUUUUUGGUAAUUGGAGGAAAAAGGAUAUUAAGGUUAAUAAACAUGUCUUUUUGUCAUCUUCUGUUGAUAAGGAUAAUGAUGAUGUUUUUGAUGAGAUUAUAGGUAGUGACAAGAAUUUGAAGAUGAGGAAGAAGAUAAAACACUAUGGUACUAGUAGCUUUGAUAAUCCAUUCCAUGCCAAGUCUCCUGUUUGGACAAAGAUGUGUGAAGGAUGGAAGUGUGUGGUUCCAUGGAAGAGUGAAAAAGUGAACAAGUAUCAGUGUUGGUGGGUUUAGGAUUUUACCUCGGGUACUAUGGUCUUGUCAAAAUCAAUUAUCAGCAUGAUGUUGAUUAUGACCAUUACAUAUGUACUAUGUUUUUCCUAAUUUGUUUUUUGCAUAUCUUCAU